Sabethes cyaneus is the source of this 1627-nucleotide messenger RNA. RefSeq names its product mobility group protein 1A-like. Lineage: Eukaryota; Metazoa; Arthropoda; Insecta; Diptera; Culicidae. The record is from RefSeq and is a predicted model, not a curated record. Gene Ontology annotation, molecular function: transcription cis-regulatory region binding. Bases 172 to 507 code for a protein of 111 amino acids. The transcript has 3 exons.
GUGUUUUCAGUAUUGCUCCUUCGAGUUCCCGGUCAAGAGAACAAAAAUAGUACAAGUUCUGUUUCCCCCAAAGUGGUGUUGGUGUGUAAGAAGCUUUUUCAACACACUACCGAGAAGAAAAAGAUUUUGUAUUUCGCUUUUUCCAUCAGUAAAUAAAAACCAAACCUAACAAUGGCCGAGAAACCGAAGCGUCCUCUAUCCGCUUAUAUGCUGUGGCUGAACUCUGCCCGCGAACAGAUCAAGAAGGAGAACCCCGGAAUCAAGGUGACCGAAAUCGCCAAGAAGGGUGGUGAGCUAUGGAGAGGCAUGAAGGACAAGUCCGAAUGGGAGAACAAGGCUGCCAAGAUGAAGGACGAGUACAACAAAGCCGUUCAGGAGUUCGAGCGAAACGGUGGCAGCAAAGAUGCUGGCAAGAAGAAGAGCAAGGGCGCCAAGAAGGCCCCCAAGAAGAGCAAAAAGAAGGACUCCGACGAUGAUGAUGAUGAGUCCGGAGAGGAGAGCGACUGAACUAAUCAACCUUUAAAGUAAAGUAAACUGACAAACAUAAAAAACCGUAAAAAAUUACAAAAAAAAGUUUAUUUUUAAUUUAUUGUAUAAAUGUUCGGGGCCUUACUUCUCAAUAGCAGAAUCAGGACUAGUAACAGACGCCAAAUUAUCAGAAUGCAAAAUCAUAGUCUAGACAAAAACAUCAUCAGGAUGCUAACCAAACAAAACGGUGCAGAUGAAAAAAAAGUUAAACGGUUUUGAAUUGUUUAAGCCCGCAGAGCGUACCUUCGCAAAAGGAAAGGUCAGUCUCUCUCUCUGUGAAAGUCUGUCCUCGGCGGCAGCACUACCUAGUGUUUGCGUGAACUUUUUUUCGUCUCACUUCAUAAAUGACAAAAUUGAUAAAAAAAAUAUUGGCAGCGAACUCCGGACGUUUGUUAAUUUUUCUUUCUUGAAUACACAUCUUGAUCAUAACGCAGAACGAACGCGUACAUCCCCUUUAUUUUUUUAAGGAAGGCCAUGUAAUAUUAAACGCAGGAGAUAAGAAAAAUUUUAAAACACAAAAAACAACCAUAAAAACAAAAACAUACUUUUAAGUUAAUUAAAUGUGUAUGAAACAAAAAAAUUAAAAAAAUGUAAUCUUAGGAGAAGGAAAACCGUAAGACAUAAGUGUACUCACAGCAAAAUACACAAAAACAAAGCGUAAAUAUACUUAGAGAAAUGGAACAUUUUCCUGUAGCAAUCAGUAAUUUUCUACAGUAGAAAAACCUUACAACAAAAUAAACGCUAAACAGUUUGUUUUAAAACACGAACAUUUCUUCUCAUUUUUUGUUUUCCCUCUCGAUCGUGUCGGUUGAUUAGGAAGAGUAUGAUAAGGAUAUUAAAGAAAAGUAUUGCAGAAUUAAUCACAUGAAUGCGUAAUUACCCCGACAAAAACACACAUACAUACACAACACACACGGAUGGUUUUCUCUCUCGAUUUGUGUAGUAGCAAGUGGUUUUUAUUUUUCGUUUGUUUGAAAAAUCUUAACGAUUAAAGUUGAUUUCUUGUGUAACCACGCGCGCUGCGAAGGCGGCAGACGUUGGAACACGUGUGGAUGUGACACAACUCACACAGUGAAGCUAGUUUAAAUAAAAACUAAGA